CCCCCGCACCUCCCCAGCCUCCUCGCAGGAAGCCCCGCACCUAGCCCACCGCCACCCUCACCGCCGCCACAGUCGCCGAGGAGCCGCUCCUAAUGCCCCGGAAGUACUCCUUCCGUGCGAGGCGGUCCCGCCUACUCGAGCGCACUUCCGGGUCAAGCCCCCCUCGGGCCAGAAGGAACUGAGCUGCCAGUCUGAGAGACAGCGGGAGAAGGAAUACAACCAGGAAGUGUGGGAGAGAGAGAAGCAGGCUUCCCUCCCAGCAGAGUGGCUCGAUUACAGGACCCCAGGACCACCACCCGAGCAGAAGGCAGACGCCUAACGACUGAGCCACACUGGUGCCCCAGGGAUUUGGUAUUUUAAGAACCCAGGUUGGUCUCCACUCACAUCUUUUAAUCUUGAAGAUUUCAGAAUACGCCUGAAUCUCUCACUUUUUUGGAAAACUCCCAGUAUCAAGCAAUAAAUUACCCACCGUGCUCCUGUUAUAGAAUACAAGCUUUUGAGUUCUCCAAACCUAAACAAAAUUUCCUCCCAUUUUUCCAUGAAGCCACAUUGUUAUCUGUUCACUUUAGUGUUGAGUGUUACUUUCCCAGCAGCUUUUGUUUUGGAAGAUGUAAGCUUCAACCAAAUAGACCCCCGGGGAACAAAUCGUAGUUCCUUCAAUUCAUCAUUUCCUCCAAGCUUUGAGCUCUCAGCAGGUUCCCACUCAGGGGAUGAUGUCAUCAUAGCCAAAGAGGGAACUAGUGUUUCACUCGAGUGUCUUCUCACAGUCAACCACUAUGAAGAUGUCCAUUGGUACAACUCAAAAGGACAGCAGCUGGAUGGCAGAGGCAGAGGUGGAAAAUGGUUGGUUUCUGAUAACUUCCUGAAUAUCACCAGUGUGGUCUUUGAUGACCGAGGGCUCUAUACAUGUUUCAUCACGUCUCCAAUUCGUGCCUCCUACUCUGUCACCCUGCGUGUUAUCUUCACCUCGGGAGACAUGAGUGUCUACUACAUGAUUGUGUGCCUGAUUGCCUUUACAAUCACCCUCAUCUUGAAUGUCACACGGCUCUGCAUGAUGAGCAGCCAUCUUCGUAAGACCGAGAAGGCUAUCAAUGAAUUCUUCAGGACUGAAGGAGCUGAGAAGCUUCAGAAGGCUUUUGAGAUCGCAAAGCGCAUCCCCAUCAUCACCUCAGCCAAGACUCUGGAGCUCGCCAAAGUCACACAGUUUAAGACCAUGGAGUUUGCCCGUUACAUUGAAGAACUGGCAAGAAGCGUCCCUCUUCCACCCCUUAUUCUAAACUGUCGGGCCUUCGUUGAGGAGAUGUUUGAGGCUGUGCGAAUGGAUGACCCUGAUGACAUGGGAGAAAGAAUUAAAGAGAGACCUGCCUUGAAUGCUCAAGGUGGCAUCUAUGUCAUUAACCCGGGGAUGGGCCGGAGUAAUUCACCAGGAGGAGAUUCGGAUGAUGGUUCUCUGAAUGAACAAGGCCAGGAGAUAGCAGUUCAGGUUUCUGUCCACCUUCAGUCGGAAACCAAAAGUAUUGAUACAGAUUCUCAAGACAGCAAUCAUUUCAGCCCACCUGAUGACAUAGGAUCUGCUGAAUCAAACUCUUACUCCAAAGAUGGGACAUAUGAAAGCCAUCAGUUGUGAGCUCUGCCAGUACCUACAAAAACAGCUCUCACAAAAGGAACCUGUUUCAUGCAGGAAAUAACAUCUUUACCAAAAGAUAACUGGGGUUUCCCCCUCAUUAAUAUUAAGCACAUCAGAAUGUGAAUUAUUGCCAAAAUCUUUGUAAAAAUUCAGUGUUUUUCAUAUCUGAUAUUUCUCAGUCAUUUUCCUCGAGCUUGAUUAAAUGACAUACAUUAAGAUUUAAAGAAGCUUGAGAGAGAAACAUAAUGAACAAAGUACCACACUAACAGUUCCAUGGCUUCUCUUCUGGUCAUGGUUCUUCCAGUGCUUAGGGCUGCCACUUACCUGGAGGCCUCAGUUUUCCCACCAGUAAGAGAAGGGAUUUGCAUUAGAUGAUAAGUCAUUUCUAGCCCUGUAACUUCUUACCUGUCCCCGUUAAACGCCAGAAUCAUCAGCACAUCUUGAAGUAAACCCUUUCUUGGGCUUUAAGUCCCUUCUUAUGGAAAGGAUCAAGCUGAGACUUUAUUUUGUGAUUUAGGUUCCCACACCAGUGCCAUAGUGCAUAGAGGUAUGCGUGGUUUUCAGAUAUUUUGCCAUGUGGAGUGUGCAAUUAUAUGUGCUAGGGUGGGUCUCUUUAGUGUAGCCAGUGUCUAUGUUGUUACACAGUUAAUCAGGGAGCUAACUGCUCAUUAAUAAACUAUUUUCCAUGAAUAAAUUGGUCCUUUGGGGGGAUAUAUCAUGUCUUUUUAACUUACUGAAGUACCAUUUAGUUCAUUGAACUGGCAUUGAUUUCCCAACUGAUCUCCAAAAGUGAGCAGUUUGUUCUUAAGGAAUAAUGUCUUCAGUGCUUCUAGAAUAAGAAACAAUGUCAAAUCAUCUAUCUCUGGAAAAUCAUGGAUUUUUGACAUUUCUGUUAAUAGAAUUUCUCAGGCUUUCCAUUUUUGAAAGUACUGGACUUCAUAAGAGGUUUCUGUGUUUGGGAUCCUAUUCCAGGGGGAAAACUCAGAGCUGGGUUCAUCUUUAGACUUCUGUCAAUACUCUUGGCCUCCUUGAUCGUUAAUAUGGUGCUAAAGGCUGCAUGCCUCAUUAACUGGUUUAUUUUGUUUAUAUUUUGUUGUUAAGGUUUUUAUUUCUGUGUACUUCAGAUAUAGAAUUCUGAGCUAGGGCUGCUUUUGUGGUCUCUCUUAAACGCACUAACCUGAACUGAGAUUAGGUAAUGGUGUGUGGUAUAUAUGAAUAUAUUAAAUAUAUAGGCAUAGAGAUAGGUACCAGUACAUAGGUUUAUAUUCACACACAAAUGUUCUAGAUAUAGAGAGGGAGAAAAAUUAUGGAUGAUGCCACCUGAGUCAACUAUGAAUAAUGAACACUUAAGACAGUAUUUCUUGCCUGGCUGAGGCCUGAUAUAUAAUAGAAUUGUAAAUAUUCUUCAGAAUAAUUUCUUCAGCUACAGGAAGCUUGGUGUCAUAUGAUUUUUAAGAAGUUGGCAGUGGAGCUCCAUUUGGUGCUUGAUGUUUCUUCAUUUGGCUUCUGAUUAUUGAAGCCUUACUUGAACUAGAGGUUCCUGAGGGAAAUGCUCAGAAGUGGUUUUAUGAGGAUUAUAAUUUAAGGUUUCAAAUAGAGGAAGGCAAGGAAAUAGAGAACGUAACCAGGUAGAGCUCACACCUCCCUUUGUCCAGGCUUAUCGCAAGUAAUACAUCUCUUCUGGAGAGCAUGCAUGAAUCAGUGUGCAGUUUUAUCAGAUGGCAUUAUGGAUAAAGAUGAUAAUGCUGCCUUUUCUGUCUCUCAGGCUGUUUCCAUGGAAACCUCCAGAGCCAAACAAAAGCUACCAAUCAUUUAACCAAAGCUUGCCUUGGCUCGUAGACCUGUGUGUCUUCAAGGAAUAAUGUUUUCAUACGGUUAGCUAUGAGAGCAAGGGCUCUUCACCAUACCCUAGAUUACAGAACACUUUUUCUCUUCCCAGGCUGUUUCUCUUAAAAAAUUAAAAAUGCUAAAAAUCUCUUGUCUGAGGUCUGUUCCCUGACGAUCCCUCAGAUCUUUAGAUAGUAGUUCCAACCCUGUCCCAGUGUAGUGAGUUCGGGGUCAUUUCUUGGAAUGUAGCUUCUCACAUUAAAGAAAAUGGAUUUAUCCCACAUUCUCACAAUGGACAUGAGUGUUUGGAACCUUAGGUAAACAUAUUGAAAGGUCAGAGUCCUUGGAAAUGGGAUUUCAGAAAAAUAGAAGAACUAAUGAAAAAAAUCUAAGCUUGCAUGAUACUGUGUAACUAUAGGCUACUCCAGUGUGUCCUGGUUGAAUUACUUCAGAAACAUAAUGGUGACUUAAUUUGGAGGCCAAAAUAACUGGAUUAUUUUUAAUUUUCCAGUUUAAGGUGCCACUGAUAAAGAAUUACAGUAGUCAAAAUUUAAUUGGAGAUGGUGUUACUUUCUGAAACUAGUUUCCAAGAGGAAGAAAACCACACAUUAUUAUUUUCUGUAUCUAAUCAAAUACUUUUCAUAUAUAAUUAAUAGUUUCAUGUUAUCAUUUUUAUAAAAUCCUUAACCUUUUGAACUUAACCUACAGUCUAAAAGUCUUUUGACAAUAACUGUGGUGUAAUUAAUCUUCUGUUUCACUGGGUUUUAUAGUUAGUAAAAAUGCCUUUACUCAGCAAAUGUGUUUCAAUAGUCCUGUCAUCGCAUUUAUAAAUUUUGUAUUGUAACUUAAUGAGCCUUAUUGUCCUUAUGAAAUGAAAUGGUGGCUUUGUGAAAUAAAUUUACCAAAAAUACAUAUGUAAACAUUUUUAUAGAUUCCUUGCCAGCUGAUACCAGGACAGGCAUCUUUUGAGCUGAUACCUGACUUGAGUUUUAGGUAGUUUAAUAAGCCUAUCCUCAAAGUCGCAUCUGUUCUGAUAGUUAAAUUCUUGAUUCAGGACCAGUGAGCAUUUGUGUUUCUCCUAACUACCCUGGUAUAAAUACCUUAGGAGUUGCUGAUCUGAAAUAGUUGUGAGAAGGUUCCUGGCUUCUUCGCCUCACUUGACAUGCAUUUUGAAGUCAAAGCACGCUGCUUUCUGUUUGGUCCUCCAGCCUCAUGAACCCCUUGGUGCAUUCCUCUCCACAUCCUGCAUGUAGUUUUACCCCAGAUCAGACUCUGUCUCCCGGGUCCCAGAAUAGCAUGGGAGCAUGGCAUGCUUGUUUUCCAGAGCACAGCCAGUCAUGGGUGCUAGCCCUGUCUCCACACACCAGCACUUACAACACAAGUAUGUAUCUCCUGAGUCACCGGUAAGAGAACACAACCUUGUCUUAUCUAGCCCAGGAAUUUUGAAAAUGCUCAGCUUUAUACAUAGACUCAUAGGUUCCCAACACAUUUCAUAAAAGUGAGUGUUAUUUGGUAUGGUUCAGGUGACAUUUAAAUGGUCACCAUUCUAAUGAACACUUUCAUUAUGAUUUUGUCCUUUCUUUUAAAAAAAAGUCAUGCUUGAAUAUAUUUAUCGAAUGUUCAGUGGACUAUUAUUUCAUUUGUCUGAAAUCUACUGAGUAUAUAUUCAUUUUUAUGUGUGAUGGAAUUUUAUGUUAACGAUUUCAAACAGGAGUAAAUUUGAAUUCAACUUGGA
This is a messenger RNA of Mustela erminea (ermine), 5189 nucleotides long. It is a transcript of the gene MFAP3, whose product is annotated as microfibril associated protein 3. NCBI's taxonomy places the organism in Eukaryota, Metazoa, Chordata, Mammalia, Carnivora, Mustelidae. Gene Ontology annotation, cellular component: membrane raft; external side of plasma membrane. Gene Ontology annotation, molecular function: MHC class II protein binding; protein tyrosine kinase binding. The transcript is spliced from 4 exons. Gene Ontology annotation, biological process: interleukin-15-mediated signaling pathway; positive regulation of ERK1 and ERK2 cascade; T cell activation. Bases 539 to 1627 code for a protein of 362 amino acids. The record is from RefSeq and is a predicted model, not a curated record.